Messenger RNA from Angiostrongylus costaricensis, 219 nucleotides. The record is from the annotation of a GenBank genome assembly. NCBI's taxonomy places the organism in Eukaryota, Metazoa, Nematoda, Chromadorea, Rhabditida, Metastrongylidae.
AUGGAUGUAUUGCCGGAGCUGCAAAGUUUUGCAUUCCAUUCGGCAUUCGAUAUCGAAUGGAUAGAUCCCCUUGCAGAAGGAGGAGAACUCACCGAGGAUGUGGUCGACCGAAUUCUUUGUGGGGCAAAGGAUGACAACAGCUGGUUGAUAGUUAGUUUAUGUCUUUGUUCUAGUGAUCUAGCCAUAAAAACAUGCAGGAAAAAAGGGAUGAAAUAUUAA